AUGAAAAAGCAGCUAGUAAACAUGGCGAUGGCAGAAAAGAAAAACGAAUACCCACCGGGGGUUGAAGCCGAUAGAAAACUGUUAUGCUUCGAUACGUGGGAAGACUACUUAGAUUCGCUUAUUGAAAUCGCUGAUCUUCGCAACUUGAGGAGUAUAGCUUCUGCGAGGACUAUUGCUGCACUUGGAUACAGAGCCUACGGUGACACAUUAACUGAGAAAGAGUUUUACACCCGCCGAGCUUGCAUCCACGAAAUCGUGUACCCUAAAGGAAAGCCGUAUGUGCUGGUCAGUGAAGGAGCAGACCUGGAUGAUUCCUUUAAUAGGGAACUGGCUGUGAGGGAGCGAGCGAAUAGAGUCGGCAUUCUACAGUCCAUUAUCUUCGUACGUCACUUCACGAAAGGCGGCUUCGAGAUAUCAGGGUACAUAGACUACGCCCACAGACUGAUAUCAGAGAACUGGACGCCUUUCUUCAAGCACGGCAAAACUCUAUGGCCUAGGGACAAUGACCUCGGGUAUUAUCACUGGCGACAUGGCACUGUGAGGAGCAAUAUUAGUAGGAACUAUAAGCCGGUAAUGGACCCCGACAGAGGCCUGCUAUUCCAAAAUCGUCACGACCACAAGAUUAUAUGCCCGGAUCCCCAACAGGACCCGGGUCAGAAUACCACCAAGCAAAGGGUCUAUUCUCCGAAUUAUACGCAGAUCGAAAUAUAUGACCAUGUUGUACGUAGACGAAGCUGA
Helicoverpa zea (corn earworm) is the source of this 738-nucleotide messenger RNA. Its product is annotated as cilia- and flagella-associated protein 299-like. The record is from RefSeq and is a predicted model, not a curated record. The coding region runs from base 1 to 738 and encodes 245 amino acids. Lineage: Eukaryota; Metazoa; Arthropoda; Insecta; Lepidoptera; Noctuidae. The transcript has 5 exons.